CAAAAAUAAUCAUGUUUGAUUGCUGUUCCUAACACAAUGUUCCCUUCCAAGGUUCCUUCAUUCAAGUUUUUGUAAAAACCAGACAUACCCCUUUUCAGGAAGCAUAUCGGCUCCAAAAUGAUCUAUUUCUGCCUAAGUGUCUCUAUAACAAAGGCUCUAAUCCGGGUUUUCCUCUAGUUCAAAAAGCUUUUUCCUUCCUAGAAAGGAAUUAAUUUCAUUAAAUGGAUGAUCUCAUGUUACCUGGUUUUAGGUUUCAUCCAACAGACGAAGAGCUUGUUACUUUCUACCUAAAGAAGAAAAUUCAACAACGGGUUCUUCCUAUCGAACUUAUUAAACAAGUGGAUAUAUACAAAUACGAUCCAUGGGAUCUACCAAAUUUAGCGCCCACAGGAGAAAAAGAGUGGUACUUUUACUGUCCAAGGGAUCGUAAAUACAGGAAUAGUGUAAGACCAAACCGUGUUACAGGAGCUGGUUUUUGGAAAGCCACUGGCACUGACAGGCCGAUAUACUCAUCUGAUGGCACUAACUGCAUUGGUUUAAAAAAGUCUUUGGUGUUCUACAGAGGAAGAGCUGCUAAAGGGAUUAAAACAGACUGGAUGAUGCAUGAGUUUCGUUUGCCUUCACUCUCUCCAUCUCAAUCCUCACCACCUAAAAAGAUCUUAGAUAAAAGUCUUCCACCAAAUGAUGCCUGGGCAAUAUGCAGGAUCUUCAAAAAGACAAGUUCCAUGGCACAAAGAGCACUUUCUCACUCGUGGGUGUCUUCGUUACCUGAACAUAAGUCAUCUGAUCUUUACCCCGAGUCUAACCAGCCAUCCAACAAUCCUGACUCACGACUCUCCUCUCCCAACAGUUUUACAGCUCUUGACAACCCCUCAUACACACCCGUGAAUAUGAUCACUUCAAUAGUCUCCCCUUAUUUAAUCCAACAAACAGAUUUUCCUAGAGGUUUCAUGUUUUCAACCGUGGAUAUAUCAGGGCCAAUCACAACGAGCACAUCUGAUGUUGCUCCCAGCUUGUUCAAUUUUGAUCCCGAUGCAAACAGGAUUUCUGAAAGUAUGGGAUUGGGAGGUCCACAACAACAAUUUGACACCUUCUCAAUGAACUCACCACAGGUUAUGCAAGGAAGUAUCGACACCGAGUGGGUAAAGGUGAGGACUGGUGCAUUCCCUUUAAGCUUGCCAUCAACUGUCCCUGAUGAUUGGAAUCUUAAUAUGCCAUGGGAUUCUCCUACAUGUCCUAGCGAGAUGUCAACUACAUACUCUACAAAUGAAUGUCACACUUGAUCAUUAUUAUACUUUCUCAUCUUUUGUUCGGUCUUAUUGUACAGGACUUGAAUUUUUCUUAAUUUUAUGUGUAUAUAUAUAUCAUGUAUUA
Molecule: messenger RNA, 1374 nt
Organism: Lactuca virosa
Lineage: Eukaryota; Viridiplantae; Streptophyta; Magnoliopsida; Asterales; Asteraceae
Source: the annotation of a GenBank genome assembly